AUGGGCAUCGGGAACUGCAAGGACUAUCUCUUCGACAGCAGCCUGCCAGACUUGCCGGAGCUCCAGUUUGAUCUCAUGCACGACGGAAAGAAGUAUAAGGCCUCGAUUCUCCCCGAGAAGAUUGUGACGAGGCUGAGAGAGUCUCUGCAAGACAGGUACAAGUACUCUACGAGUUGGAGACUUCUCUUCUCUACGUUUGAGAAUGGGUUUUCCUACAGGACCUUCCUUGAAAGCUUUGGGGAGAACGAAUGGCCAUUUGUGCUUGCAUGUAGGACCAAGGAUGGAGACCUAUUUGGAGCAUUUUUCGAGGAUAGAAUCAGAAUAGCAAGGAAUCCAUAUGGAAGGGACUCUAUGUUUCUCUUCACAGCAGCCAGGCGCGGUGCAGACAGAUUGGCGGACAGUGAGGUAGCAGUUUUUCGGAUAUCGAAGGGCAAGGGGACAGGCAUCUAUUGCUGCCCGGAUUUCUUCGCGUUUGGCUGCAGUGGAGAAAGAUUUGGGCUGCUGAUAAACAAGUCACUGCUUGAUGGGGAGACACACCCAGUGGAGACCUUUGGAAAUUGUCUCCUUGCUUCCAAAAGGCAUUUCAGGAUAUCCUAUCUUGAACUGUGGCUUGUCCAGAUAUAG
Molecule: messenger RNA, 624 nt
Organism: Encephalitozoon cuniculi GB-M1
Lineage: Eukaryota; Fungi; Microsporidia; Unikaryonidae
Product: Oxr1p-like protein
Exons: 1
Coding region: 1-624 (207 amino acids)
Source: RefSeq, marked provisional